Molecule: messenger RNA, 1779 nt
Organism: Hyaloperonospora brassicae
Lineage: Eukaryota; Oomycota; Peronosporomycetes; Peronosporales; Peronosporaceae
Source: the annotation of a GenBank genome assembly
AUGUUGGAUGAAGAAGACACCUUUCACGCCACGCGUGAAGGGUUUAACCAUUUGAGUGACAUCGAAUGGGGUGCGGUAGAACGAAUGAGUUCUACCGUAGGCGAGUUCGUUAUUAGCGCCAUGUUGAAGUCUCUAGACAGAGACCAACAACAUGCCGCUAUUGCCAAGUUCAUUCAGAAUGAACUUGCUCUCGAGAGGGAGAAAGUAGCCUUGCUUCACCAGCAAGGCUCUCAACAGGCCGAGCAGUUGAGAGAACUCGGUGCUCAACAGACGGAGCUGUUGAGACAGCAGCAAUUCCAUGCUGCUGUGGGCGGGACGGCGCAUGCGCGUCGUCCCGAAGUCAUGAAAGUUGACACCUCCAAGUACAGUGGGGUCCCGGAGGACUCCCUGUUACUAUGGUUUGUCGAACUCGACCGAGCCCUUAGGGCUCGAUGCGUCGAAGAUGAGCAAAUGAAACUCACAUUUGCUCAGACCCACAUGGCAGGGCGUGCCAAAACUUGGUCCCUGGGGCUCGAGAGUAGCGACCCACAUGUGUUUGGGUCGCUAGAGGACUUCAAGUCCCGGCUCAGACAAACGUUUGAGCCGCCACGGGCUGAGUUCAGGGCUCGUUCAGAGCUCUUGAAACUCAAGCAGGGUAAGCGUGAUGUGCACGCUUACGCACAACAUAUACGACUCCUUGCGAGUAGUAUAACUGCCAACCCAGUUCAUGAACACACGUUGAUUACGGUGUUCAUGCAAGGGCUCGCAGAAGGGCCCGUCAGGAGCCAUCUGUUCCGCCUUGAGCUGAAUACGCUGGAAGAUGCGAUAUCAGCCGCGGAACAGGAAGACUUUAGCAUGAGACAGGCUCAUGCUAGCUCAAACUCUUAUCGUUCACCGAGACGACAAGAGAUCGGAGGUCCAGAACCAAUGGACCUCUGCUAUAAACCUGUUGCCCCCAAGGGGCAACAUGAAAAUCCUAGGUCGACUGGAGAGUCGACCGUAGAGGAUCGGUUCCUGACUGUGGUUGCACAGCCACAGUCGGAAGACGUCGAGGGAAUAAGUCCCCACGUACUUGAGGAAGGAAUUCCUCAAGAGUCGCUUGCUGAGGGAUUAGGCCCUCAGCAACCUGUGGAAGAAAGUUCCCAGGAAGAAACCGAGACGUUGAACGUCUUGGUUAAUGACGGAUCAAGCGUAGGCGCUUAUACGCUUGAUCUGAUUGUGCCUCCGAAGUUGACUUCGGAGAUAACUCAGUUGCCAACGCUAGAACCGAAACGGUUCUGGCGUGAUCUGCGUAGUGGCAAAGUCAAGCAGAUCUGCAUACUCGUCACAGAGGAUGAGUAUGUGACUGACAUUCGGUCGGCAACAGUAUUUGCUGAGAACGAACGGGUUCUCAGCAGCUCAUCGAUGGACGAAAGUGUCCGCGAUGAGAAGACUCGGAUUAGCCGAUACGCUUCCCAAUCCUGGGAGUCACUUCAGGCAAAUCCUUUGUAUAAGGAUUUGAUCGAAUUCAGGGAUGUGUUCCCUGAAUCCGUACCUUGCGAGUUGCCUAAGGACAAAGGCACUCGACACGAGAUCGAGCUCAAACCGGGCUCGAAAUACUGUGUCAUGAAGCAGUGGCCACUGCCUCGUGAAAAAGUACUAGCGAUCGACAAGUUCUUUACCGAUCGCUUGGCAGCGGGCCAUGUGAGGGAAUCAACAUCCCCUCACAGCUCUCCGACCUUCUGUGUGCGAAAGGCCACAGGAGGGUGGCGGAUAGUGCACGCAUUCAACAAGUUGAAUACUGCAACGGUACCGGCUUAG